ACUGGCCAAGUUUCUAAGUUAGAAUCAAAGAGUAUAAUAAGAAAAAAAUAUGUAUUUGUCAAUAUUGGACAUUUGUUAACGCGAAUAAGAACUCGAGAAUAUAAUUUUAUCUAAGUAUUUUAUCAAGAAUUUAGAUUGUAUAUUAAUUUUUAAUAGGUAGAAAAUUUUAGAUAAACAAUGUCUGCUCCAGACGAACAAGAUGGUGCAGGAGAGACUUUAGAAGAAGCGGGAGCUCUAGAAGCCGACGUUGGGGCUAAUUUUGACCAGCAGCUUGCGAAUAUCGAUCCUAGGCUUCAGAUAGACAUGGAUCCCUUAGCACAUCGGCACCUUCGUCCCGAAAUGAUGUUCAUCCGUGAAGAGUUGCGGCAAGCGAAGUGGCAGACAUUGGCGGUACGCCGUACUGCCCUGAAGAAACUUCUGCUAAAGGAUUUCAUGCAAGAAGAUUGUGAACUCAGGAAUAUUGGACUCGCCUACUCACCUCCCGAUCCUUGAAACCUUCAAGUUUUAUACGAAGGAACGAAUAAAGUUUUCGAAUCAUAAAA
This is a messenger RNA of Spodoptera littoralis (African cotton leafworm), 542 nucleotides long. The record is from the annotation of a GenBank genome assembly. NCBI's taxonomy places the organism in Eukaryota, Metazoa, Arthropoda, Insecta, Lepidoptera, Noctuidae.